Messenger RNA from Pyrus x bretschneideri (Chinese white pear), 1128 nucleotides. RefSeq lists its product as uncharacterized. Bases 157 to 762 code for a protein of 201 amino acids. NCBI's taxonomy places the organism in Eukaryota, Viridiplantae, Streptophyta, Magnoliopsida, Rosales, Rosaceae. Gene Ontology annotation, molecular function: calmodulin binding. The transcript has 2 exons. The record is from RefSeq and is a predicted model, not a curated record.
UCUCUCUCUCUCUACAAUUACGCUGUAAAUAUAAAAGGGAAGCAACUCCCACGCCUUUGACUUCCACUCUCGCUCUCUCCCUUUCUCUCUCUAAGUCGUCGCCUCCCUCUCCUUCUCUCUAAAUGCUGUGAGAAAUAAUAGAGAGAAAGUGUGGAAAUGGAGAAUUUCUUGAAGAACUUCGAGGUGGAGAACAAGAAUCCGUCGGAGGAGGCUAUAAGGAGAUGGAGAAACGCCGUCGCGCUCGUCAAAAACCCUCGCAGAAGGUUCCGAUUCGUCGCCGAUCUCGCCAAGCGAUAUGAGGCCGAGAAGAAGAAGCGUCAAAUCCAGGUCUCUCCCUCUACAAAUUCAGCAGAGUGGAUCUUUUUAGCCACUAGCCUUUGCAUGGAGAUUUUAUCAGCUGCUUGUGAUCAGGCUUCGUCCCCAAGUAAGCCUCGGUAUGCGCUGUUCGGUAUGCUCUUGGCUUUUGCAUCUCUGCUCACUUGCAUAUGGGAGCUGAUUUACAAGGGCAUGAAAAAAAAUGUGGUAUGGGGGAACAGGGGAUGUCACAUGCUUUUUGGUUCUGAUAUUGAACUUUUUGCGUUAGUCGGAGGCAUCGCUCAGUGUGUUUGCUCGAUAAUUCAAUACAUUUAUUACGUCCGGCAUGCUGAUAAUCCUAUCAAAAUGUCCCUUUUGCCUGCCAUCUUUGUCAUAUGUUUGAUAGCUACGAGAUUAAGCAGGGAACGGAUGCAAACCACAUAUGAGACCGGUGAACAUACAGCUUAGACAAAGAGUGAUUGGUAAGAUGUGCUCGUUUGUUUGUAGCCUAAUCAUGUUUCAUAAAAGCAUACGGAGAAUUAUGCUGUCAGUAUGAAUGAAGAUUCUCUAUAAACAUUUGUGUAAUUUGUUAACAACUUAGCCGAGGUUCGUCCUCCAGACACAGGACCAGGCAAGAGUUUCAGAAACUUCAGGUUAGACGUAGCUCAAAUCUUGCAAUCAAUCGAUGCUGGUUUCCAUUCUCCACUGUAACUUGCUUCUUGUAAAGUGGUUCAAGUCUGCAUAGCUGGGUUAAUAUCCCCAUUUGGUUUGUAUUCCCAAACACGAGAGUUGCCCUUCAUGUCAGAUGUCAUCGUUGUUGGUGUUAUAUUUUCA